This is a messenger RNA of Amborella trichopoda, 2326 nucleotides long. RefSeq names its product DNAJ heat shock N-terminal domain-containing protein. The record is from RefSeq and is a predicted model, not a curated record. Gene Ontology annotation, molecular function: zinc ion binding; nucleic acid binding. Lineage: Eukaryota; Viridiplantae; Streptophyta; Magnoliopsida; Amborellales; Amborellaceae.
AUUUCAGAGGCUGGUGAUUUUAGAGAGAGAGAGAUUCGCGAUAGGAGAAGAGAGAGAGAGAUUCGCGAGAGGAGAAUUGAGAGAGACAGAGAAGCGAAGGGGCACUUGAUUCCAGACAGAAAGACAGACAUUGAAUUUCAGAGAGAGAGAGAGAGAGAGAGAGAGAAGAUAUCAAUGGAGAAGAGGUGCUUAUAUGAGGUUCUCGGUGUGAGCAGAACCUGCUCUCAAGAAGAAAUUCGCUCUGCUUACAGACGAUUAGCCCUGCAACUCCACCCCGACAAGCUCCUCCAAUCUGGUGUCUCAGAAGAGGUGGCGACUGCUCGCUUUCAGGAGCUCAGCAAUGCCUACGAAGUCUUAUCAGACCCCAAAGAACGGUCCUGGUAUGACUCUCAUCGCAUGCAAAUCCUCUUCUCUUCUCCAAACCCUAACUCAAAGCCUACUUCGCACCCUCCUCACUUUGUCGAAUCCCUAAAUCUCUUCUCUUUCUUCUCAAAUUCUGCGUACUCUGGUUUCACUGAUAACAAGAAGGGGUUUUACAAAGUUUAUGGUGAUUUAUGCGAUAAAAUCCAUACAAACGAAGUGAAUUAUGCCAGUCUUAUGAAUAUGGAUCGGUCGAUUGUUAAGGAUGCUCCGUUGAUGGGGAACUUGCGGAGCGAUUAUAUGCAGGUAUCAGCUUUUUAUAGUUACUGGUUAGGAUUUGCAACUGUAAUGGAUUUUUGUUGGGUUGAUCAAUACAGAGUUUCAGAGGGUGAGAAUAGAAAGGCAAGACGGGUAAUGGAUGAAGAGAAUAAGAAAUUGAGGAAUAAGGCUCGAAAGGAAUACAAUGAAACAGUUCGCGGUCUUGCUAAAUUUGUGAAGAAGAGAGAUAAAAGGAUUAUUGAGAGAGAAAUCCAGAGGAAUUUGGAGCAACAGAAGAGAGAGGCAGAGCAAUUGCGUAAAAAGAAAGCAAGAGAAAGAGAGAGGUUAGAGAGAGCAAGAGCUUAUGAAGAACCAGACUGGGCAAAAGUUGACGAGGGAGAAAGAGUAGAGGAGGAGGAGGAGGAGGAAGAGAAUGAGGAUGCAAAGAAAGAUGGAGUUAGAGAGUUGUAUUGUAUUGUUUGUAGCAAGAAGUUUAAGUCAGAGAAACAGUGGAAAAAUCAUGAGCAGUCGAAGAAGCACAGGGAGAAAGUUGCAGAGCUUAGAGUGGAUGGAAGUCGUGGGAACAGAAAGAAAAGUAAUGGACAUGGAGAUCCUUUCAUCGAAGAAUUUUGUGAAGAAUUCAAGGAUUCUUUGGAUUUGCAAGAAGAAAAACUGAAUAAUGAUAGUGGAGUUGCUGAUCUGGGUGAAAUGGCCAAUACCUUCUACAAAGAAGAAGAAGAAGAAGACGAAGAAAUGGUGAAUGCCUACGACAAAGAAGAAGAAAAAGGAGAAGAAGAAGAAGAAGAAGAAGAAGAAGAAGACAUGUUUAACACAGAGAGUGAUUUAUUAAGUGAUGAUGAUGAAGCCAGCAUAUUAGAGGCCAUGGUAAAGGGGCAUAAGACUAGGAAGAACAAAUUUGUUAGAGAAUUAGAUUCUUCACUGAGAAAUGGAUCUGAAUCUACUCAUAUUGAUGAUGACACGACCUUUGUGGACUCAAAAUUCAAGGAGAACUCUAAAAAGAAGAGGUCAGAGAAGAAAGAGAGUAGUAAUGCAAAACCCAAUGCUUUGGGUGAAUCAGUACCAUGCAAUUCAAAUCAUGAAGAUAAGGAAGAAGUUUUAUCAACUCAAAAUGCAGAGGAUACAUGUGCCAAUGGUGGUGAGAUGCCAAAGAAAAACCAAAAUCAAAGCAACAGUUCACAUGGUCGAAAACCAGUGGAGCAAAGUGAAAUGAACAUCAAGAGGAAAAGCUCAUCUAAAGGAAAGAAGCAGAAGGCUGCGCCAUCAAAGAAACCUGGCCUCCAAUGUGAGACAUGUGGUGAGAAUUUUGAAACGAGGAACAACCUAUUCACACAUUUGAAUGGCACGGGACAUGCGAGUUUGAGAUCAAAAUAGCUGCAGCUGAUCAUGCAUGUUUUGAAAGUUAGGCUUCGAAGGGAGCUCAAUUUCUAGCCAAUACAUGUGAAAGUAUUCAUUUUCUUCUUUUUUUUGGCCUUUUCGAAUGAUCUCUAUUCAUUUUUAAUAUGUUUUAAAUGUAGAUUUGUUUCUUGAGGCCAAAGCAGGGUGUCAAGUGAAAUGCAUAAACUUUUGUCAGAGACCAAGUUUAUUUUUAUUUUAUUUUUUGUCUUCUUUGGGUCGAUUCUCCUAUUUGUACGGGAUUGUGGAAAAUCUUGUUUCAUUAUUAAAUGGAAAAAUUUAUAUAAGGUGUUAA